Saprolegnia parasitica CBS 223.65 is the source of this 306-nucleotide messenger RNA. RefSeq lists its product as hypothetical. Gene Ontology annotation, cellular component: cytoplasm. The record is from RefSeq and is a predicted model, not a curated record. Gene Ontology annotation, molecular function: ubiquitin protein ligase activity. Gene Ontology annotation, biological process: ubiquitin-dependent protein catabolic process. Lineage: Eukaryota; Oomycota; Saprolegniomycetes; Saprolegniales; Saprolegniaceae. Bases 1 to 306 code for a protein of 101 amino acids. The transcript has a single exon.
AUGCAGCUCGUGCUCAUCCUGCGGCAGCGCUGCCUCGAAAAGCACGUGGCCGGCGACGACGCGCCCAUGGUGGCCGCGAUCGUGAGCUUGAUCGACGUGCAUCUCAACGUCCCGACGGCCGCACCACCCGUCGCGCCGACCUCGCCCGUCGUCGAUUGCGCCAUUUGCCUCGAGGCGCUACUCACGUCGCCGCUGACGCUGCAAUGUCACCACGGGUUCCAUCCCAAGUGCAUUGGCCCGUGGCUCGCUCAGCACAACACGUGUCCGCUCUGUCGACGUACCUGCCACCUUUCGUGCAGCGUCUGA